Drosophila gunungcola (fruit fly) is the source of this 2834-nucleotide messenger RNA. RefSeq names its product protein amnionless (gene Amnionless). Gene Ontology annotation, biological process: receptor-mediated endocytosis; intracellular protein localization. Lineage: Eukaryota; Metazoa; Arthropoda; Insecta; Diptera; Drosophilidae. The transcript has a single exon. The record is from RefSeq and is a predicted model, not a curated record. Gene Ontology annotation, cellular component: apical plasma membrane; endocytic vesicle. The coding region runs from base 1143 to 2666 and encodes 507 amino acids.
UUUUUCUUCGUGUCGUUUAAAUGAUCAUUCUUGUUAAACAGUUUAUAUUCAAAUAUUUGAUUUAAUACAUAUUAACUUUAGUUUUAUAUAUGGAAAUGUUUCUGUUUAAUAUUCAACAUUCUAAAAUGACUUUGAUCUCUCUUGACAAUUUGGCCUACAUUUUUUCACACCACUCGUUUUGACCAUAAUUAUGUACUUAAAUGUUUCCAUUUCCGUGCUUCUUCUCCAGUGAUGUUUUCAGUUUAUUAUUGCGCGACCUUGGGUGUCCUUGAUUAAUACCGCCUGCCCCGCCCCCAAAUACUUUGAUCUGGUGAGCAUAAAGUGCUUUAUAUCUACAGAUCUGCACUCCCUUGUUUUUCAUUUAUUCAUUGGCGAAUUGCUUUUAUGUAGGCCGUCGAUUACCAGCACGAGUGCUUUUCGGUGCCAUUACCAUCCGGUUGAAUUAUUUUUGUUGGCCGAUUCUUUUCCUUUUGCCUUUCUUCUGGCAUUCCAAUGGCUUCCGUCAAGCAUCGGAUGGGGAAAAAUUGUUUAUAUCAGCGCUUUCAAAAUAAAAAAUAAACUUCUACUAUUUUCCGACAAACAAUUGCAUUGCUGAAGGGAAGGAGAAAAAACAGUGUAUGUUCUGAGCCAAAUCCAUAUAGUAUCAAUGGUAUAGAUACAACAUAUGUUUGUUAGCUGGGCACCAUUCAAUCUGCUCGAUUUGGAACGAUUAAUUAGUGAUACAUUUUUAAUGAAAGAUUUAUGGAGCGUGUUAUCCCUAAGCCUCAAAGCCGAUCAGUUUUAACUACUUCCGAAAUUUAUGCAUUGUUUUAAGAGUAAUUUUUAGGUGUACAAUAAAUAUCACUUUUUAAGGUAUCACUUACUAAAAAGUUUUCGCAAGCCCCUGUGAUGUUUGGAUUAUUUGUAACCAUUUAUUUUGUGCAGGGUAUUUGCUGUUCCUAUCUGCCCGCGAUUUUGUUUACAUCUGCUGUCCCAUUUCCCUGGUUUAUUUGCUCUCGUUGAAAGUUCUCGAUUUUGAUUGUUAUCCAGAAUUUAUUUGAGGGAAUCGCAGAGGGAAAACGCCCCCAAACAUGAACCAUUAGCAAUGAGUUAAAUUCUCUGACAAAUUACAAAUUUAGUUUGGAGUUAACUGUGUUCGCAUCAUGUGGUUGCACUGGCUGAUCUGUGUAUUUAUCUUGCUGCAAGUGGCAGUGGCUAAAGCCACCAAGUGGUACGGUGGAGGGUUGGAAUUUAAUCACCCCUCUGCCUGGAUAGAUGAACACUUGCCUUGCGCCCAGGAUCUAGUUGUUUUUCCGGAAUAUUAUCCUGCCCUUUUGCCCCUGCCCGAGGACAUAUCCAUUGAUGGUUUAGUUUUCCCCAGAGAGGGGGCGAUUCUUCUGGCUGAGGAAUCUACCAUAACCUUUGGGGCGGAAAAAAAUUCCAACUGUGAGAGUGAAGAGAAAAAAGCCCAUUUAAAGCCACCCAAGUCGAGUAAAUGGUUUUAUCCCGACACGUGGGUAGACAAGUCCAAAAAGGAUUUUGCCACAUUCAUACCAGAGCUGGAAAGGAUACCCUGCGAUGACGAGCAGGUCAUAAUCAAGGGUCACGGCCCAUUGGCCUUUGAUCUCGAAAAUGUGCAGCACCUGAGACUGGGACAACUUAUUCUGGCUGGCUCCUCCAUUUCCAAAACCUAUUUGGAACAACUCAUCACCAGGGACUUGGGGCAAUUUCUGUUUCACAAUGCCCAGGAUGUCCAGGUGGAGUACUAUAGAGGAGAACUGUGUGGCUGCCACAAGGACUUCGAUCGUUUGCUGGAACCCGUUUGCCACAAUGUUCGGGAGCAGUGCGAAACGCCCCACUGUUUGUCUCCAGUUUGGCCCUUGGGGUCCUGUUGUCUCAUCUGCGGGGCCAUUUUAACCACACCGACCAAUCACUGCACCGAGGGCAGUAAAAAGGAAAUCAUAGCUAAAUUAAAUGACCUAAUUGGCACAAAAAGUCUAAAUGAUCAGAUCCAACUCCAUGCAGAGUUUGUGGGCUCUCAACAGUUUGGAAACUUCCUGCAGGUCACAGUUACGGAUCGUCUUGGCUACAGUGAACAGAGCAUGGAGUUCUUGCAAAAGCAGCUCGAUUAUUGGAACAGGUCUAACACUACGUUGAAGGUUUCCGGUCGACCCUACAACCCAAAUGUAAGCUUCUCCUCAGUCGUUCUGAUACUCUUCUGCAUGGCCCUGGUUGGCUUGGUUUCCGUGGUCAUUUUGGCCCACUUUAUGCCGGAGAAUCCCUACCUGAAUCGCAUACCCCAGUGGAUACACGAUCCCAGGUACUGGAGGUGGCGUCACUUGGGUGUGAGACUUCGCAGGAAUCUGCUUUUCAAUCGGCUUGACGACGUCGGCUCUGGUGGUGGUGGCUCCAGUGAAAGAGGUGCUUCUGGAGUGGAGCGUCUGGGAAUAAUGGCCUAUGAUCCGGAGAGCGGAGAAGUGAGGGAACGGUCCUUUGACAAUCCCAUGUUCGAGCAGGGAGAAGCCAUCGAGGUAGCUGCCAAGGAAUCGUUGGAAGAGGAACAACACUUGGGUGCCCCCAAAAUGGAGACAGGGGAUCUGGACACCAGUAGUGUGGUGGAUGAGCAGGAGCUUACGGAAAUCAAUUUAAAAACCUUGGAAGCGGAAACCGAUGAGGAGACCAUUUAAACGAAAUUUUUUUUUGAAAUCAUAAAAACAUAUACAUCGAGUUAUAUGCAUAUAUGUUAAAAAUCAAAGAAGUUAUAUCGAUUUUCCUAUGACAGUUACAUAAUUUUAUAUCUACGAUUUUUAUAAACUAAAACCGAAUUUCUAAAAAUGAAACAAAUACUACAACAA